Messenger RNA from Schistocerca gregaria, 5806 nucleotides. RefSeq lists its product as uncharacterized. The record is from RefSeq and is a predicted model, not a curated record. Gene Ontology annotation, cellular component: precatalytic spliceosome; U4 snRNP; U4/U6 x U5 tri-snRNP complex. The coding region runs from base 2811 to 4355 and encodes 514 amino acids. Gene Ontology annotation, biological process: spliceosomal tri-snRNP complex assembly; mRNA splicing, via spliceosome. The transcript has 5 exons. Lineage: Eukaryota; Metazoa; Arthropoda; Insecta; Orthoptera; Acrididae.
AUAUUCAUGUUCUGCCUCGAUGAGGUAUAAUAAGUUAUUGCAUGCCUUUGCAAAUGGAUACCCCACAUCUAGAAAAUGUAUAUGUAACGGAAGAGGAGGUCAUCAAUUCUCAUUCAAGGAGGUCCGGCGUCAGCUUUGCCGCUGAGAAAAGACAGCGAAUAUAUGGUUGUGGGUUAAUUCAGGAACUCGGCAUAUUCUUAAGACUUCCCCAAAUUGCCAUAGCUACGGGUCAGACGCUAUUUCACCGAUUUUACUUUGUCCAAAGUAUUACGAAUUACUGCGUUGAGAAUAUGGCCAUGGUUUGUAUAUUUUUAGCAAGUAAGCUAGAGGAAUGCGUGCGCAAUCCAAGAGCCGUUAUUUCUGUAUUCUACACUUUGAAAAAGCGCCGAGAGAUGACGAAAAAAAACCAGACAGGUGAUAUUCAGCCAAUAGACAUUGGAUCGAGUUUAUUUUACGAAAUAAAACGAAAUUUGUUGGACGGAGAAAAAACGCUACUACAAAGUCUCGGCUUCUAUACCUACGUCGAACAUCCGCAUAAGUUCUUGAUAAACUAUUUUAAAAUCCUUCUUUUAGAAAAGGAGUCUAUGCUUGUCCAGACAGCUUGGAAUUAUACAAACGAUAGUGCACGUACAAUUGCCUGUGUGAGGUUUCGACCGGAAGCGAUAGCUUCUGCAUGUAUUUAUAUGGCUGCUCGGAUGCUUCAAGUACCUCUUCCAGAGGAACCCCAUCCAUGGUGGGCGUUGUUUGACACAACCCUUGAAGAGAUGGACCAGGUUUGCCAAAUGAUUACGGAAUUAUAUACGAUUUCGCCUACAUAAAUGUAACUUUUGCACAUUUUGGGUUUUCCGGCGUACAAGAAGCAUGCAAGAGCUUUUUUUAUGGGGUUGUCGACACAAACUCAGCAAAGUCGGCCGAAAGUACUCCUAUGAAUUCCUAAAAUAUUUCAGACCCUCUUUUUCACCUCUAAAAAAAAACUUUGCUUCUUCAUACCGGCUUGCGGGGCUCAGCGAAUUCUAAUCGACAAGGAAUGCCUCUGUUAUAUUUGGUAAACAGAGAAUAUUAGAACGACUUAAUGAGAGUGUAUCCAUUUAUGCCAGAUACACUGCAUCCGCAAAAUUAAUUUAGGCCAUGUUGAGCCCAGACCAGAAGUUUUUGCACCUUCCGAGUGAUUGACGCGAUGCGACUCUGCGUUCGUUGCUGAACUUGAACAUAAUAAUUGACUUUAUUUUGCAGUGAUAUUGGUCUUCGUGUUGAAAAAGUAGAAAUGUACUACUGUGAAUCGAUCACCGCCAAGUAAAGGGUUGUUUUACAGUCUCUAUCAUCUGAAGGUAGAUGAAAUGACAGCGGCAACGAGAAUGACGGUGUGCUCACAGCUAAAUUUGCUUCUUGUAGUUUAUGUCCCAGUGUUCAAUGCCUUUCAAGGAAUUUGCACUUUUUAAGGAACUCUAACUUCAGUUAGAGUAGAGCUUCAUCAGAAGAAGUUCAAAAAAUAUCUCAACAGCAUGGUUGAAUUUCUGUUACUCCGAUUAUCUACUGUUUUGCUUCAUAUUUUUUUUUUUGAAAAAGUUAGGAGAGUGUACGAGUUUAAAAAAAAUGAUCCGAAGAUCCAAAAAUGUAGAGACAAAUGGCGAAAUCCUGAUUUCUAUUAAAGGAAUACGUGCGUACACCGGCGAUCAAUUGAAUUUCCCUAGAAACAGAAUCGACAUUCUUACAUCUAUUGGUGUAUGGCGGUUUUUUUAGCAGCAUGCCUCCCCAGGAGAUAUUCUAGACCGGCAUUUGACACAAGGAUUAAGGACGGCCAUCGCUUCUGAAAUGCCUCACCUUAUCAGAUUGUCAAAAUCAGUCGAAUGGUAACAGCCCUUAUUUGGUGUUUGAGUUUUGUAAAGUCAGAACUCGUGACAUGGCACGCGCCUCUCUUAAUAGUUUUUGAAAUCUAGAAUUUAGUGUAACUCCACACAGCCUGGAUCUCUCCUUUGACUCGUUCAUAGAGGUCCUCAUAAGAAGAGUCUUUUUUUGGUUCAUUGACGAAUAUGCAUGAGGUGGGUCUUUUUGCGCAGCUGAUAAUACCUAAAUCUUCUUUGCUACGAGUAUAGGGUAGAAGGAAAAAAAAAGAUCAGUUAGAUACAGGUUUUUUGAAGCUCAUGGUUUCUUUACAAUACGAUGUUGUCCAAUGUAAAGGGAGCAAAAACGGUACCUCGGUACAUAAAUGUAGCUCACUUUUUUUUCUUCACAGAGUAUAGGUAAAUGAGCUAUAACGUCUAUAGGAUAGAUGUCCCCGGCAAGUAUACAUAUUCUGAAACAGAUGAGAUGUUAGCAUGCAUGCUUACCGGGCAUGACACAAAAAGACGAAUACUCUAGAUUUCGUAUUCGAACAUAGUUUUGAAAAUUCUCCCGUACCCAAUAGAUCCUUUUUUCAAAGACUUCGAAACCUCUUUAAUCCCACGUGUCGUACCAGCAUGGCGCGACGCUUGAAAUGAGAAUUAGCUUUACAGCGGCUUGUGAUUUUGUUUUCUCAUGUAUCUUCCCCUCCCUCGAUCGACAGAUAUGGGUUUUUUUUUUACAGAAAAAGCAACCUUCUUGCAUUCGUUCUCAUCAAGAAGCAUAGCCUUCUAUACUGUCCAUUAACAAGUGUGGUGAAUGCAAUGGGUACCUUUUUUAACGAGUUUAUAAAUGUGUCUUGUCUCUUUUCGACUGGCCAAAGGUUUUGCGAUUGGAGAUAGGUGAAUAAGCGCUGCCUCAUAUUUAUGAGCUAGUUUAGAUGACUUUUCGAGACUGCCUCCAUUUGAGUAUGUAACAUCGCGUCCGAAGUGAUGUCUACGUUGGCGGAUAAGUUUUUGAAGGAUUUUGAGAUUUCCGACCAUGACAGAGAUGAAGAGUUCAAUGAGUGCGAUGACUUCAAGCAAGACGCAUCUGAAGAUGCGAUGGAAACUCAGUUGGCGAAUGCUUUUAAGAAAAGAAAGAAUACAGCAUUACAAGAGGAGUCGGAGUUUGAAAUGCUGUUGAAGCACAGCAACAUCGAUGAGAUUGUUUCCGUUGCAAAGAGUGAGGAGCUACGCUUGUAUUUAGCUGAUAUCGAAAAUUUUUUAGAACGCGAGAGAAACAAGGAGUUGUCUACGAAGCUGGUAGCAAUAGAAGAAGAUCCUGAAUAUGAAGUUAUUGUAAAGGGAAAUGAAAUGGUUAGUCGACUUAUAUCUGAUAUUCAACUAGUUCAUCGAUAUUUAAGGGACAUUUAUACACAUCGUUGGCCUGAGCUGGAGCAACUGGUACCUAACGCAUUAGACUAUGCGAGAUGCAUUAAACAAAUUGGAAAUGAUUUAAUGUUAGCUCGAGCCGAGUUGACAAAUAUUUUACCGUCUGCCAGCAUUAUUUCUCUUUCUGUGGCGGCUACAACAACCUCUGGAAAGCCCCUUACCGAGGAGGAUCUCCAACGAGCUUUUGAGGCCGCGGAUCUCAUUCUUUCUAUAGACUCCACUCAGAGACGCAUUAUUCAAUACAUAGAGUCUCGAAUGAAAUUUUUCGCUCCCAAUUUAUCUGUUUUAGUAGGCAGCGAAAUUGCCGCCAAGUUGAUCGGAAUUGCCGGAGGCAUUUCUGCCUUAGCCAGAAUGGUAUCCGGGAGUAUCCAGGCUCUGGGAAUUGCCAAGAAAGGUUCUGUGAACGGUAUGUCUACAGCGACUACAAUUACACAUUUUGGUUAUUUGAUUGAGGCCGACUUGGUCAAGAACAGUCCUCCUAGUAUUCAAUCUAGAGUGUGUCGGUUGUUGUCUGGAAAGACGGCGUUGGUCGCUCGGGUUGAUUCCUUUCGUACUAGUCCAAACGGUGAAAUUGGUCUCAAGUUGCGCGAGGAAAUUGAACACAAAAUCGAAAAAUGGCAAGAACCUCCGCCACCUAAGAAGGAGAAAGCGCUGGCACUGCCAGACAUGAAGCCUCGGUCUCGUCGGGGUGGUCGCCGCGCCAGGAAGCUGAAGCAAAACUAUGCAAUUACUGAACUUCGAAAGCGCGCUAACCGCCUGAGUUUUGGUAAAAUCCAAGAGGAUAUCGGAAAUGAGGUAGGCAACGAUUUGGGCAUGCUGGCCCAAGAAUCUGGUAGCGGUUUGAUUCGCGUAAGUGCCAACUAUGACGAUAAAGGGUUUCGUGUCAAAUCAGUUAAGCAAUCCAAAAAAAUGCCACCAACUGCUCAAAGUGCUGAUGUGGUUUCUGGCGCCCCCAAAACUUGCGGUUUGGCUACCAGUAUUUAUGCCAACCAGCCAUUGGGUCCCUCGAAUGCGCUGCAGCUCAAAAUAGUGAAUUUGAAAAAACAGCACGAAGGAUAUUUUUCUUCUAUUGGCGGUUUUACCAGCGUAAUUAAGAAGAGCUGACGCUUCCGACACUUACUUUUUGGUUGUCUUAGUCGUUGUGUUGCAAACCACGCUUCUUUUGUGCUAAUGACGAAAAUUUUAAAGAGACGGUGCGGUUGUAGAGGUGAAUUCUCUACGAGUUUGGUGGAGUGGCAUUUCCUUUGAAGAGUUUCACAUGAUUCUCUCACCAAGUAUGUAUCUGUUGAAGAAACGAUCCUGCUAAACGCGACAUGAGGCUUCGAAAGCAAAGACCUUUUACAACCACGCGGUGAUGGCGUUUUCAGCUUCUUAAAAAUCGCAUUCUGUUCUGGACAGGUCUUUUGCACUGCUGGGAGAUACACACUUUUUAUUGUAUAUACCCUUCGGGCAUGACGGCUUCAAGUCAUACCUUCUUGGGUCAAUAUCUAGCAGCGGCUGUGUUGGCGUUUCAGCAUGUAUGCUAGAUAAGUUAGAGUCAAAUGUCCGCGAACAAUUGUGUUCGGUGACGACCUCCUAGCUAGACAUCAAGCUCAAAAACUCUUGAAAAAGCCUCGCCAGUGUGACCACCCUUAUCUUACCCAUGUGCAACCAAGCAUCGUUGUAUUUUGUAAUUGUAAACACCGGCGAGAACAGUUGCGCUGUCGUCAGCCUAAAGAAAACGAAGAGCACACCUCGUAUUUACGUACAGAAUCUCAGUAAAAGUUUGCAUUCUGUAUCUGUCUUAGGAAAAAUUGUACCAUUCUCUAUGUGAGCAAUCAGCAGGGUGGGCAGAAUGUAAUGCGUCUAAUAUUUUUGCCCACGGAAGGAGGAUAUAUUCGCUCUGUGCCCCAAAAAAAGCAUUGCUUCUAAGUGAUCUGCCUACGCAUGUGUUAUCUACUGUGCACAAUUAAAAUACCUUGAACGGGGGUUGUGAUCUAGGUAAUAAGUUUAUGCGAGGCAUUUGCUCAAUUUUUUUUAUUGGCAUAAGUCAGCUGCUGAAAAGGUGGCAUAGAUAGCUUCCAUUUUCGAGCGCGCAUCAUAUACCGCAUGACCUUUCUGCUUUAAUCAAAUACUGAUUCCUGAUGGGGAGUAAGAGUCAAAUAUGCGUGGCGAUGAACAUGGCUCUUCUCAGCACAUUCUACAAAUAGUUCAGGGUAGUAGGUGGUACAAUAUACCUGAAGUAUGACCGUACACCUGUAUCGGGGCAAAUUAUAUUGGCUGUUUCUCUAUUCUAGAGGCAUCGAAAGAUUCGCAUUAAGGAACAUGAAAACAGCUAACUACGCAAUCCGUGCGAACUGAAAUAAUUCUCUCCUUUGUGUGAUUGAAGUAAUUUGCCAUCUCUCUCUUCCUUCUCUAUAGAGGCAAGAUAUAUUCUAUUAAUAGAAGUGAAGGAUGUUUAUAUGCAUCGGAGGCGCCCUCAUUUGUAAAAUAUGCGUUUAUGUUGCUGACCUCGUACACCCGAAAAAAACACAAAACUUGGAUUUGUCUUUAACGAAUUUGACCGUUUUCCUCUC